Punica granatum (pomegranate) is the source of this 2010-nucleotide messenger RNA. Lineage: Eukaryota; Viridiplantae; Streptophyta; Magnoliopsida; Myrtales; Lythraceae. The record is from RefSeq and is a predicted model, not a curated record.
GUGUAAUGUGAAAAUCGUCGUGCUCUGCUCCUGCUCAGUUUCAGGAGAGCAGAAACAGAGCACUCUGUUUCUGCUCCGCCUCUGCUGCAUCCAAGAUUUUCACGAAAGGAACACAACACACAGAGAGGCAGACAUCAUCUUCAUUCGUAUCAUAAUGCCCGCAAUCAUUGUUCUUGGUUGCCUCACCCGCAUGCCCCCCGUCUCCCUCUUCCCCUUUCUCUCUCUCUCUCUCUCUCUCCCCCUCCCUCCAUCUCCUCUCUCUCUCUGUUCCCCCACCUAUAAGUACUCUGCAAUCCCUGUUCUGUCUCUCACCAGUAGUAUUCCCUCUGCUCACUCACUCUCUCUGUCUCUGAAGCUAUCAGUCUUUACCGCUUAGUCUCUACUGCUUCGAACCAAUACAAUACAAUACAAUACAAUACACCGCCAGUUCUUCUUCUAACCCAUAUCCGAAUCCUGCAAUGGCUGCUUCGGGUUUCGAGGGCUUCGAGAAGCGCCUGGAGCUCCACUUCUUCGGGGACGACCCCGCCUCUGGCCUGUCCCUGUCCCACCACGGCCUCAGGCUGCUUGACUCCGGCUCGCUCGAGGACGUGUUGCACGCAGUCCAGUGCACCAUAGUGUCAGCCGUCGGCAACCAGUACUUCGACUCCUACGUGCUGUCGGAGUCGAGCUUAUUCAUAUACCCUACCAAGAUCAUCAUCAAGACCUGCGGCACCACCCAGCUGCUCAAGUCGGUCCGGCCGCUUAUCGUCCUAGCGCGCACCCUCGGCCUGUCGCUGGGGUCGUGCCGGUACACCCGGGGCAGCUUUAUCUUCCCCGAAGCACAGCCCUUCCCCCACACGAGCUUCAAGGAUGAAGUUGUCUACUUGGAAGAGAGCUUGCCCAGCAGUCUCUGCUUCAGGAAGGCUUCGAUAAUGCACUCAAAAGUGGGAUCCCAUUCUUGGCAUGUCUUCACUGCCUGUGAUGCCACUGCUGAAAUGGCGGUCCGGCCCGUGCCCGAUGACUUGUUCACCAUCGAGGUCUGCAUGACGGAGCUUGAUCGAGCCCAGGCUCGUAAGUUCUUCCAGAGCCCCGGGCGGGUUGGGAAGUUUACUGGAGACUCUGCCGGGAGAGCCAUGACUGCUCUCACGGGCAUUGAUCAAAUCAACCCCGCAGCCCUCAUUUGCGACUUUGCAUUCGAACCCUGUGGAUACUCGAUGAAUGGCAUCGACGGUGAUCGCUAUUCCACCAUCCAUGUGACCCCAGAGGAUGGGUUCAGCUAUGCGAGCUACGAGUGCGUCGGUUCCGUGUACGAUGAUCUCAAUGACGUCAUCAGGGUUCUGAGGAAGGUGGGGCAGAUAUUCCGCCCGGGGACCAUGUCCGUGUCGAUCACAUGCCCCAGCGCCGAUUCAUGGACGUGGGUCGCCAGGGCCCUGGAGCCACUGGGCCUGAAGCGCCGGAGCUGCAAUAUGGACGAGUUUCCUGAAGCCGGGACGGUCGUCUUCCAGACAUUCACGAUGACAACGGCUCGCCGUAAAUAGCGGGGGACGGGCUACUCGAUCUCGUCGGUAGAUACGUGGUGGAUUGGCGUAAAAGGAAAAAAAAAAAAGACAGAGAUAAAAAAGAGAGGGAGGGGAGUACAAAGAGAGAGAGCAGUAGGGUUUCAUUAGUAGAAAGGAUUAGGAGGGGGUCAAUGUCAAAAAAUAUUGGUUAAUUAAUAGCUUGUGAGUAAAAAUUAAUCAAUAUGGGGGGGUGGUUAUGGAAUAUUUUUAUUUCUUGGGAGGUAGAAAGUUGAUGAAAUGAAAAGUUGGGGGUUGACUUGAGUAGAAAGAAAGUGAUGGAAAAGAUGGCGAGUGAGAUGAUGUGGGGGAAGGGGGAAGUAGUGAGAAAGGGGAAGGGGAUCAUAAUGAUAAUGCACCCCACUUAGGUUUGUCACGCCUAAGAGAAUUUUUGAGGGCUCAAUUCAAUGUUGUAGUGAUGUGAGGAGAAAGUGGAUCAUGUUUUUGGGUUGAAGGUUGUGCGAAUUUUUACCAA